This is a messenger RNA of Diaporthe batatas, 1489 nucleotides long. RefSeq lists its product as uncharacterized. Gene Ontology annotation, biological process: microtubule-based movement. The transcript is spliced from 2 exons. The record is from RefSeq and is a predicted model, not a curated record. Gene Ontology annotation, cellular component: cytoplasmic dynein complex; cytoplasm. Bases 150 to 638 code for a protein of 162 amino acids. Gene Ontology annotation, molecular function: dynein intermediate chain binding. NCBI's taxonomy places the organism in Eukaryota, Fungi, Ascomycota, Sordariomycetes, Diaporthales, Diaporthaceae.
GGCCCACACCCUUUCUAGGACGUACUCGCGCAAGACUUGUCCUCGAUAUACCCGCGAAGCUGGAAUCGAGUGCAACUAUCUUCCAGAAUGGCAGAUGUGAACACGGUACGCAGAGAGCUCGGACUGCCAUUUCUUCAGUUGCGCAAGCAAUGCCUCCGCGCGGCGCUAACCCCUGCCCCCGCGACUCGCAGAGCAACGGCGCCGAUGCGCUCGAGGAAACCCUCAGCCGACUAUCCAAGAAGCCCGGCGUGAAAGCGACGAUUGCCCUUGAUCGAGCCUCGGGAACAAUUCUCAAGACGGCGGGCCACAUAUCGUCGUUGCGAACAUCUUCCCAACAACAAGACCCGCAGUCGUCAACGGCUGCCGCCACCGCCAGCUCGCUUUCCGCGUCUACCACAGAUGUCCCAGCCUCGUCUGGAAGCGCUGCGGCAGCUGGCACGGGCAGCGAGACGCAAGGAGCCGAAGAACUGGCGUCGAUGGUAUGGGCAUUUGUGAAUUCGGCCGGCGGUCUGGUGCAUGGCCUCGAUACGGAGGAUGAGUUGAAGCUGCUUCGAGUGCGCACCAAGAAGCAGGAGCUCGUUAUCGUCCCCGACGCGAAAUACCUGCUGAUCGUAAUACAUGAGACUCCGGCGGCUUGAGCGGACGGUUAGCCAGGUCGCCGACACGGCGGCCCUUUCAUUGAUGCGAGAUCGCAGGAGGGCCACAACGCGUCUCCCUUGGCUGAGAUGUCACUUGAGACACACCGCUCAUUCAAGCUGAAUCACCCACUUAUGUGAGGACCACAGUCAAGUACCGACAGGACCGCACAGAGAACGAGCAUAUACGUCCCAGUGGCCGCCGUUGCGUGCAUUGCAUGCAAUGCGUAGACAAGAUUUCGGCACAGAUUCUGCAGGUCGAACGUCUGAUGUGACUGUAGAUCUGAUAAAUCUCGGAUCAUAUAUUUGGACGUGCCUAGCCGCACAGCUCAUCACAACCGGUGGCAGCCGGCAUGGUGUGCAUGCCGCAUAUAGCACGGAGGGUACGUAAGGAACAUAAGUGUGCAGAGGCAGAACCUCGACGAGAGCGACAGCUGUUUCAGAUCGAUGGAACGACGGCGAGUAUUGUUGAGAAACAAGCAAAUUGCCGACCUCGCAGGUAACACACGCUUAUUGGCUUCCGACUUGCACCUGGCUGCAUCAAUGCCAUACGCUCUGCGAGCACGCAGUUGGUUGUUCAGAUGGGCUGGGUAUUGUCAACCAGGAGGCCUUGCAGGGUAGUAAAGCUUGACCCUGGAUGAUUGACUGUCGGGUCGGGUGUUGGCAAGUGAUUGCUAGUGGAGCACUUGUGAACGCCAUGUACGGGGUACAGUGGUGAAGUGGAUUUAUGCCAAUUGGCUGCUGGCAUACAGACCACCUGGCCAAAAGAAGAGAAUCCCUAAUCUCUAAUUACCUAGGUAGCUAUACAUAACAGCUUAUAAGCCUAUAUUAUUAUUUUCCUACUAUAUCUAUCU